AUGGAAAUUCCCGUCAGAAAUCAAAACGGCGACUCAAUUGACACUAUCAACGUUGAUGACGCCGUAUUCAACGUUCCAAUGAACCAGACGCUGGUCCAUCAAGCUCUGGUUAUUUACCAGGCCAACCAGCGGCAGGGCACCCACUCCACACGCACUCGCGCCGAGGUGUCUGGGGGCGGGCGGAAACCAUGGAUCCAGAAACACACCGGCCGGGCGCGUCAGGGCAGCAUCCGGUCGCCUCAAUGGCGGCACGGCGGAAUCGCUUUCGGCCCCAAACCCCGUGACUACCGGAAGAGUCUGCCCCGAGCGAUGCGCCGCAACGCGCUGAAGUGCGUUAUGUCCGAGAAAAUCCGCCAGGGUGGUCUCGUGUGCAUCGAUUCGCUGGAUACCCUGGACGGUCGCACCAAGUCGAUGAAACAACUGCUGGCGCAACUGGAUAUUGCCGGGUCCGUGCUGAUCGUGACCGGCACAGCCGAACAGGACGUGGCCCGCGCCGGCGGGAACCUCGGCCAAGUCUGGACAUUACCAUCGGACCUUGUCAACGCUAACGACGUGCUGAAAAAGCGUACUGUCCUGAUUACAGUGGAUGCAAUACAGCGUAUCGAAGAGCAAUGCACGGCACCCAGACAUCGCUCUCGGCGCGCUACUUCGGAAGUGAAUUAA
Messenger RNA from Geodia barretti, 663 nucleotides. Lineage: Eukaryota; Metazoa; Porifera; Demospongiae; Tetractinellida; Geodiidae. The record is from the annotation of a GenBank genome assembly.